This is a messenger RNA of Paramuricea clavata, 4815 nucleotides long. NCBI's taxonomy places the organism in Eukaryota, Metazoa, Cnidaria, Anthozoa, Malacalcyonacea, Plexauridae. The record is from the annotation of a GenBank genome assembly.
AUGCCGAAAUACAAAUGCCCUUUCCCUGCAUGCACUUAUGAAACCGAAGACGUAGAAGACGGACUUGCAGCUGUCUUACUAACAGUCCACUCUAAUGGUAUACACACACCAACAUCACCUCCAACACAACCUGCUACAAGAGUGGAGAAAGUCAAACGCCCAACAAUCUCCUCCGCAGGGACAAGCGAAGAUUGGUCUUACUUCCUCUCCCGUUGGAAGGAUUACACCGAAGCAACCAAACUCAAGGGCAAAGACGAAGUCCUUCAACUCCUAGAAUGUUGCGAUGAACAAUUGCGCAAGGACCUUACACGUAAUGCAGGUGGCUCAAUUGCAAACAAGCCAAUCGAUGAGGUUACCCAGGCAAUCAAAUCGCUCGCCGUGAGAGAGGAAAAUCCCAUGGUAGCUCGUGUACAACUCCACAACAUGCACCAGGAUCGUGACGAAGCCAUCCGUAGCUUUUGCGCUCGAGCACGCGGCCAGGCCAGCGUGUGCAAAUUCACCAUACCUUGCCCCAACUGCGCCACAAGUGUGAACUACACCGAUAAUAUACUAUGUGACGUCCUAACACGAGGCCUGGCUGACGGUGAGAUCCAACUAGACCUUCUUGCUGACAAAAAACAGGACAAAACCCUAGAGGAAGUCAUACAAUUCGUUGAAAGAAAAGAAUCCGGAAAGAGGUCAGCAGGUCAGCUACUCCAAAGCCAAGGCGCAGAUUCUACUCGCAGUCAAUACCGUCGAGGCAAAAAUGAAGCAAGGAAUACCCCCAUUGAGCAACAACCUACCCAAGACCAAAAGGACUGUUGCUCUUAUUGUGGUAAACACGGACACGGCAAAAACGCACCCCCGAAAAUAAGAAAAAAUACUUGCCCUGCCUAUGGCCAAACCUGUGAACAUUGCGGCCGCCUUAACCAUUUCAAGAAUGUUUGUCGCAGCAAGGAUAAACCCAAACGACGAGCACCCUCCCAUGCUGGCGAAGGUGCAGUAUUUGAUGCCUUAUGCUCAACAACCGGCAACAGCCAACCCCCUCGCAACCAGGUUUUGCUCGAUCACCACCUAUACGACAACCUCAACAAUCGCUGGACCAAACAACCCUCUCAACCUCAACCAUUCAUCAAGCUUACAGCUACAGUCCACCCCGAUGACUACCAAGCUUUAGGAUUCCAACCCGCAACUCGACAAAUCAAAACCAGAACCCUCUCCGCGAUGGCAGACACUGGCUGCCAAAGUUGUUUAGCUAGUAUGAACGUUGUUCGCCGCCUCGGCCUGCGUGAAGACGACCUGAUACCAGUUACCAUGCACAUGCACGCAGCAAACAACAACGGUAUCAAAAUAAUCGGUGCAGUGAUCCUGCGAUUCUCGGGACAAUCUACCUCUGGACAGUCCCUACAAACCCGCCAAAUUGUCUAUGUCACACAUGACUCUGACAAGUUAUUCCUUAGCCGAGAAGCCUGUACAGCACUGGGCUUAAUCUCUUCCACAUUUCCCACUUUUGGCGAAAGUCCCUGCCCAACCACGGACCCCGAGACAGCCUCUACAACAGAACUUCACCCACCAACGCAACCCAAACCCCCCAACGAACCACCCAUUCCAUCCUGUGGUUGCCCGCAUCGCAGAACACCACCACCUAAACCAACACACCUCCCAUUCCCAGCCACGGAAGAUAACCGAAAACGCCUACAACAAUGGCUACUUGAUUACUACGAGUCAAGCACAUUCAACACCUGUGAGCACCAACCGCUACCCCUAAUGGAAAGCAUCCCCAUGCGACUCAUGGUUGACCCAAAUGCAACACCUGUUGCCCACCACAACCCUGUCCCUAUCCCACUUCACUGGCAAGCAGAGGUGAAAGCUGGCUUGGACCAUGAUGUUGCCUUGGGUGUUAUCGAACCCGUACCUGUCGGAGAACCCGUAACAUGGUGCCAUAGGAUGGUUGUGUGUGCAAAGAAAACUGGGAAACCUCGCCGCACGAUUGACUUUCAAGCCCUCAACGCUCAUGCAACCAGGGAGACCCACCACACUCAGAGCCCCUUCCACCAGGCCCGCUCCAUCCCAAGUGAUACCAAGAAGACAGUCUUUGACUGUUGGAAUGGCUAUCACAGUAUCCCACUACACAAAGACGACCAUCACCUCACAACCUUUAUCACACCAUGGGGCCGAUAUAGGUACAAAACUGCUCCGCAAGGCUAUAUAGCCUCUGGUGACGGUUAUUCACGAAGGUUUGAUGAACUAGUCGCCCAUGUGCCAAACAAAACCAAGUGUGUCGACGACACUUUGCUGUGGGCGACCGACCUCCGCAAGAGUUUCUUCCAGGCAGUCGAUUGGUUGGACCUAUGUGGCCACCAUGGCAUCAUACUGAACCCGGAAAAGUUCGUCUUUGGAGCUGACACUGUGGAAUUUGCUGGAUUCGAAAUUACCCCUGACAGCGUGCGUCCUUGCAAGAAAUUCCUAAAUGCAAUCCUCAACUUCCCGAAACCUACCAACAUAACCGACAUCCGAUCUUGGUUCGGUCUAAUCAACCAAGUCUCUUAUGCCUUCUCCUCCACAGAACGAAUGCUCCCGUUCCGCGAGCUACUUAAGCCUGGCUCGACAUUCCAUUGGACUCCUGAGCUAAACACCUUAUUCGAGGAAUCCAAAUCAGUGAUCGUCAGCGAAAUCGAGAGAGGCGUACAGAUCUUUGACAAAUCAAAACCAACAUGCUUGGCAACGGAUUGGUCAAAAAACGGCAUUGGAUUUUGGUUAUUCCAAAAACAUUGUACCUGUGAUUCCACUGACACGUUCUGCUGCCCAACCGGGUGGAAAGUCACACUAGUCGGCAGUCGUUUCACCCAUGCCGCAGAAUCGCGAUAUGCGCCAAUAGAAGGAGAAGCUCUGGCCGUAGCUGAUGCUCUCGACAAGGCCAGAUUCUUUGUCUUGGGCUGUACCGACCUCACAAUCGCUGUUGACCACAAACCAUUAUUAAAAGUGUUUGGCGACCGCUCUUUCGAAGACAUACCCAAUGGCAGACUACGAAACCUCAAGGAAAAAACCCUUCGCUAUCGGUUCAAAAUGGUCCACGUCCCCGGCGUUAAGCAUAGAGCUGCUGACGCUCUAUCUCGCCACCCAACAGGUCCAACCAACCCAGAAAGGAUGCUACUACCAGACGACGUCGCAGCAACCACUGACUCAGAAGCCACCUUCCCCUUCAACAACUUUGGCUACUUUUUCCUAGCAGGCAUCCGCUCUCAGGAUCCACCACGCAACUACAACCCAGAUGAUCAACUAGCUUCAUCAGCCUUGGCGGCACUCAGCACCAUGGCAAUAACAUGGGAGAGAGUUAAGCUGGCGACCACAAGCGACCAUGACAUGACACAAUUGAUCACUCUCAUCGAAUCUGGGUUUCCCCAGCUCAGACACGAAUUACCACCCAACCUUCAAGAAUACUACCCAUUCCACAACCAUCUCCAUACCAUAGACGGUGUCAUCAUGUACAAGGAGAGAAUUGUCAUCCCACCCCCCCUCCGCCCACACAUCCUCAGUGUACUACAUUGUGCCCACCAAGGAGUGACCUCCAUGAUAGCACGAGCCAAGUCAACAGUCUUCUGGCCAGGCAUCACUCCCUCUAUCACAGCGCUUCGAACCAACUGUCAACACUGCAACCGCAUGGCCCCCUCUCAACCCAGCGCCCCACCCUAUCCUCCCACACCAGCGAUCUACCCUUUUCAAUGCAUCUGUGCAGACUUCUUUCACCACAAAGGCAUACAAUACCUCGUAAUUGUUGACCGUUACUCGAACUGGCCAAUCAUCGAGCGAGCACAAGAUGGGGCGAAAGGUCUAAUCAACUGCUUGAGACGCCUGUUUGCCACUUUCGGGAUCCCUGAUGAGUGUGCUACAGAUGGUGGCCCAGAAUUCACUGCAGCCUCCACCCGUCAGUUCUUUAAAGAUUGGGGAGUUAACCACCGUCUUUCCUCUGUGGCAUUCCCGCAUUCCAACUGCAGGGCUGAGAUAGGCGUUAAAACCGUUAAACGCAUCAUAACCAACAACACAGACACACGAGGAAGUCUUGACACCGACUCCUUGCAACGCGCAAUCCUACAAUAUCGCAACACACCAGACCCAAACACCAACCUAUCCCCCGCACAAUGUGUCUUCGGCAGGCCCAUCAAGGACUUCAUCCCCAUAUUACCAGGCCGAUACAUUCCCCACCCCACAUGGAGAGACACCCUAUCUGCCAGAGAGCAAGCUCUAAGAAACCGCCACAUGCAAGCGUCAGAACGCUGGUCCGAACACACCAAACGACUACCACCCCUGAAAGUUGGCGACCAUGUUCGCAUCCAAAAUCAAACUGGCCCCCACCCCACCAAAUGGGAUAAAACCGGCGUUAUUGUGGAAGUACGCCAGUUUGACCAAUACGUUGUCAGAGUUGAUGGUUCCGGUAGAGUCACCAUGCGCAAUCGCAAGUUCUUACGACAAUAUGUCCCUGUUGGUAUCUUACCACCUCGUCACACGAUCAUGGAUGAUCUACGCCACGUCACUACACCUCCAGCUGACAUACCAACCCUCCCUGACCCACAACCAACGCUACCCGAACAACCUCAACCUAACUACAAUGGCGAAAAACCGAGAAACCCACUCAAUCCCAUUCCACCACCAAGCAUCCCAACCGAUGAAAACCCACUACCGAUUACCGCCCCCAAUGUUGUACCAAUAACUCCAGGUACUCCACCACCCACAGCGGACCAACAAGCAACCGACAACCAGGUCCCUUCAAGAAACAAGAAACCACCAUUAGCCCUGAGAAGACUACUGGGCCACAAUAUAAAAGGACUAAAAGAAUAA